Musa acuminata AAA Group (dessert banana) is the source of this 1911-nucleotide messenger RNA. Its product is annotated as probable WRKY transcription factor 57. The transcript has 3 exons. The coding region runs from base 122 to 910 and encodes 262 amino acids. The record is from RefSeq and is a predicted model, not a curated record. NCBI's taxonomy places the organism in Eukaryota, Viridiplantae, Streptophyta, Magnoliopsida, Zingiberales, Musaceae. Gene Ontology annotation, biological process: regulation of DNA-templated transcription. Gene Ontology annotation, molecular function: sequence-specific DNA binding; DNA-binding transcription factor activity.
GUUUAGUAGUAGUACUUCGGCAGUAGUAGGAGGAGGUGGAGAGAGAUCGAAACCCUUACCUGAGCGCUACGUGAACCCCGAUCUCCGCCACAGCCGACGCGCCGCCACCCGAUCGGGACCGAUGGAGGAGGAGGAGGGCUGGCUUUCGCCGACGUCAGACGCGUCCUCCAGCUGGAAAUUCCGCGCCGACGUCUCCGUCGCUUCCCUCCACGACCUCUGCGGCGGGGAGGGCGUCGAGUGGUGCACGCCCGCAGGGAUCGGGGAUGGAUUCCCGCCGACGUUCAAUCUACCGGCGACAAUGGAGGAGGAAGGACAGACGAAUCUCCAGCCCGAACCGGGAUCCGGUAACGCAGCGGCGGCAGUGGCGUCGAGCAUGAGCGAGGAGCCCCCCGGCAUGAGGGCUGCAGAGAAAGCGAAUACAGGUGCCAAGAGUGGACAAAAGAGAACUCGCCAACCCAGGUUUGCAUUCAUGACCAAAAGUGAGAUCGAGCAACUGGAAGAUGGCUAUCGAUGGAGAAAAUAUGGGCAAAAAGCUGUCAAGAACAGCCCAUUUCCGAGGAGCUACUACCGCUGCACGAACAGCAAGUGCACCGUCAAGAAGAGAGUCGAGCGCUCUUCACACGACCCCAGCAUCGUGAUCACCACAUACGAAGGCCAACACUGUCACCACACCAUCUCCUUCCCUAGCGGCAGCAUACACCCUCGCGACACAAGGUCGACAUCUGAUCGGCUUGCCUUGUCUUCACCACAGCGACAUGUGCACCUUCCCACGCAUCCAGGCCAGCUCGUGAUGUCCGAUCCACGGUAUGAGGAUCCGAUCACACCAUUCCUGGUGGAGAGAAGCUCAUCAGCUCCCACAGACGAGGGUUUGCUAGAUGAUAUUGUGCCAUCCGGAAUGAGAAGAGGAUGAGGAGAAGAACUUGGUACUGAAACUUAAUAUUCAUGUUUGGGUUUGCCUUUUGCUAGAAGAUCGAAUAUACGAGGUUAACACACAACCAGUAUCAUCUCCAUUAACCUGCAUUAUCUUGUCCUUUCUAUGCCCAGUUGAAGCCAUGAUCAAACAUGCAGUAGUAGUAGUAGUAUUGCUGUUGUUGGCUUAGCAUAUAGAAAUAUAUGGAGAUGCAUGUGUUCCAUAAGCUUCUUGUAUUUCUUGUGACAAUAUGGUUUCUUAAAGAAGAUUUCAAUUGACAUGCACCUGCAUGCUCCUCAUCUUGUAGUUGUCCUCCUUGUUCAUUAUUAUUUGUCUCUUUGAUGAUACAAUUUCUCAUGCAGACUCUUUUGAAGUACGAUUGUCUUUGUACAUGGAGCUUAAAUGACUGUUGGACUGACUUCCAAGAGCCAGAAAACGACUUGAGGAGCAGACAGGGUGAUCCAUGGUCCAUGUAGCAUGCACUCUAUACAUACAUAGCUGGAGCUUGUGAUUUAUGCUUGGCAGGUUUUAGGUUAUGCCAGACUCUGCUUAACAUCAUCUGGUAAUGAAUCGUAGCUUUCUACUCUAAUCUCGACUUCUUCUUCUGUUGUCGUAAGAGUGCCUGAGGAAAGAAUACUCACAUGAUCACCAGUCAUGGGAAGCACGAGAUCUGCUUGUUGAUUUGUACCAGGUUCUGCUUGCACCGAGCACUUGAGGGUCGAUGCCUUCUUCGUCUGCAGCUCAAAAGUUCCUGCGCAGACAUCCCAUUCCAUGAAGUUCUACAAUAAUCUCCUCAACGUAGGUGCCAUGCGUGCAUGCAUUCGCAUGAGAAGGCAUUCAUGUAAUCUGUCUUCUCGGUUAGGGUUUUAUCUGUUUGUGGAAGUUCUACGUAACACUAGUUUGCAUGAGAUGCAUGUGGGUUUUCUCGAUUAAAGCGCCGAGGUGAAGUUUCAGUGUAACACUAUAUAUUGGUGUUUAACUUAUGUUCUCUAUCUUUUGUU